GAGAACAAACUUCCAAAGGACUUAUUGUUGUUAGUUGUUUCCAGACCUAUCCUCUCUACUAGAUUAAAAGCUUUUGGAAGAAAACACAGACCUACUAGAGCAUGGACUUGAGGAUAUGGGGGGGCAAGGUUUUAUCCAAGUAUGAAAACCAGAUUACUAUUUUCGCUGACUACCUAGAAGAAUUUCCAGAUACAGAUGAGCUGGUAUGGAUCUUGGGGAAACAGCAUCUUCUUAAAACCGAAAAAUCUAAGCUGUUGUCUGAUAUAAGUGCUCGUCUAUGGUUUACAUACAGAAGGAAAUUUUCACCAAUUGGGGGAACGGGCCCUUCGUCAGACGCCGGCUGGGGAUGUAUGCUACGCUGUGGACAGAUGAUGCUGGCUCAAGCCCUUAUCUGCAGACACUUGGGCAGGGACUGGAACUGGGCGAAACAGAAAGAACAACCCAAAGAAUACCAACGAAUCCUACAGUGCUUCCUAGAUAGAAAAGACUGUUGCUACUCUAUCCAUCAAAUGGCACAGAUGGGUGUAGGAGAAGGGAAAUCAAUUGGCGAAUGGUUUGGACCAAAUACAGUUGCACAGGUGUUAAAAAAACUUGCUUUAUUUGAUGAAUGGAAUUCCUUGGCUGUUUAUGUUUCAAUGGAUAACACCGUGGUUAUUGAAGAUAUCAAAAAAAUGUGCCACACCCUCCCCUUGAGUGCCGAAACAGCUGCUGAGAGCCCCCCUGAGUGUCUGAAUGAUUCGACCCAGAGUAAGGGCCCCUCUGCCUGCUCUCCAGCCUGGAAACCCUUGCUGCUUAUUGUGCCCCUCCGCCUGGGCAUAAACCAAAUCAAUCCUGUCUAUGUCGACGCCUUCAAAGAGUGUUUUAAGAUGCCACAGUCUUUAGGGGCAUUAGGAGGAAAACCAAAUAACGCCUAUUAUUUCAUAGGAUUCUUAGGCGAUGAGCUCAUUUUCCUGGACCCUCACACAACCCAGACCUUUGUUGACACUGAGAACGGAACGGUUGACGACCAGACUUUCCACUGUCUGCAACCUCCGCAGCGAAUGAACAUCCUGAACUUGGAUCCUUCCGUAGCAUUGGGAUUUUUCUGCAAAGAAGAAAAAGACUUUGAUAGCUGGUGUAGCCUUGUUCAGAAGGAAAUUCUAAAGGAAAAUUUAAGGAUGUUUGAAUUAGUUCAGAAACAUCCAUCACACUGGCCUCCCUUUGUUCCUCCAGCCAAGCCAGAAGUGACAACCACUGGGGCAGAAUUCAUCGACUCUACUGAGCAACUAGAGGAGUUUGACCUGGAGGAAGAUUUCGAGAUUCUGAGCAUAUAGAAUAGUGGGAACUCACCUUGGAGAUCUGUCUUCCAUCUGGCACCAGAAGAACAUGAACUCAUCACAUAAAACUCUUCUAGUCAGCAAGUGCCUGAUAUGCCAGCAGCAUACAAACUUGAUAGCAAUCAUGACUGAGCCAAUCACCUUUUCUCAGAAAAAAACAAACAAGUGAACAAUAUACCCCUUCCCCAGAAAGAACUAAAACAAUCAUGGAAUCUAGGAGCAGAAAGAUUAGGAGUCGUCUCUUGAACUUCCCAGCUUCUUAGGUGGCCACAGCGAAUCUUCAGCUACUGAAAUGAGGAGGUGGAUGUCUGGAAGAUAGACAGCAACUCCCACCUUGCUUCCAGCACCAGCAGAUGAGAGAUGGUUACCCUGUGCUUCUUCACCCUUUCAGGUUUGACCUCUCUGGGCUAAAUACUAAGAAGCAAUCUGUUCUCUUGCUCUAAUAAUAAAGUGAUAAUCAUUGUAUCAGGGAAAAAAAGUUCUUGUUAAAUUAUUUGAAUAUGUAUUUAUAUAAUUAUAAUUGAUCUCAAAAAGUGUGUCAAAGACAUUACAUCAAAUGAAUACUUAUUGAUCUCCUUCCUGUUUGAGAGAACCUUAACUAUUUGAUGGGUCACUGUCCCCAUAUUUACUGAUACUUUUGUCAGAUGGUCACCCUGUCCUUAAAUCAUUAUCACUUAAAUCAGGGGUCUGCAAACUUUUUCUGUCAAUGGCCAGAUAGGAAAUGUUUUAGGCUCUGAAGACCACAAAGUGUCUGUCACAGCUACUCAUCUCUGCUGGUGAAACCCCAAGACGGCCAUAGACAAUGUGCAUGCACAUGAGCCUGGCCGUAACCCAAUAAAACCUUACUUACAAAAACAGGCAGAGGGCUGGAUUUAGCCCACAGGCUCUAGUUUGCUAAUCACUGACUUAAAUUGUUG
Physeter macrocephalus (sperm whale) is the source of this 2233-nucleotide messenger RNA. RefSeq names its product autophagy related 4A cysteine peptidase (gene ATG4A). Gene Ontology annotation, molecular function: protein-phosphatidylethanolamide deconjugating activity. The record is from RefSeq and is a predicted model, not a curated record. NCBI's taxonomy places the organism in Eukaryota, Metazoa, Chordata, Mammalia, Artiodactyla, Physeteridae. The coding region runs from base 102 to 1313 and encodes 403 amino acids. The transcript is spliced from 14 exons.